AUGUCUGCGCCUACCUCUGCUACGAGUGAGAUGCCCACGCGCAGUCUCACAAACCGAUCUGCCGACGAAGAUGCCAUUCCAGGAGAGGAUACCUCAGAGGUCACGAAGCUCUUUGCAGAGCGAUUGCAAGCUUGGAAACACGCCGUUGCGUACCUCGAAGACUACGUUACCGCAACAGAGAAGACGAACCACGCACACGGCAAGGAGUAUGAGCGAGUCUUGAAGACGGUCAAGGAUCCCCUGAAAGAGGGCCACCACUUCGACCAGUCGCUCGGCGGUGUUGCGGGCAUGUUCGAGAACAUCAGGUCCAACACCCAGGGUAUCUCCAACCAACACUACGAGACUGCGAAGCAGCUGAAAGGCGCCGUUCUCCCCAUCUUCGACCGCCUGCACACCGAGAUCAAGAACAAGAGCAAGGAGCUCACAAAGGGAGCCGGCAAGGGCAGUAAGGCUGUCGACAAGGCUCGCCAGCACACCCAGAAGCACAUUGAGCUUCUUGGCCAGCACACCGCAGUCUUCGACUCCCACAGCGGCAACAUGAAGGCUACCGACGACCCCUACAUUCUCCAACGCGGAGUUAACCACCGUCUGCACAAGCAAGUGCAGGAGGAGAACAACAACCGCCAGGACCUGAUUAGUGUGCAGAACUCGUUCGCGCAAUUCGAAGCCCACAUCAUCCAAACAAUCCAGCAUGGAAUGGGCCAGUUCCUGCAGGUCGUCAACACCCAAGCCGAGCACACCAAGGCUGCAUACUCCGACAUGGUCGGCACAUCCCAGCGCAUCCCUCUCGACUUCGAGUGGAACGGCUUUAUCCAGCGCAACAACACCGUCCUGAUCGACCCUUCAGCUCCGGCCCGCAAUGUCUCUGACAUUAGCUUCCCCAACCAAAACCACCGCUCCACCCAGCCACUCAUAUCUGGCUCUCUCGAAAAGAAGGGCAAGAUCAUGCGCUCCUACGACACAAACUACUAUGUCGUUACUCCCUCCAAGUUCCUUCACGAGUUCAAGACAGACGACGACUUCGCUAAGGACCCAGUCCCCGAACUGUCUCUCUACAUCCCCGACUGCGUCAUCGGUGCUGUCAACGGUCAGAAGUUCAACGUCAAGGGCAAGGACGUGUCCAAGGGCAAGAUUGGUGGUGCUUUCUCCAUGACACACGAGUUCGCAUUCAAGGCACACACUCCACAAGCUGCAGAACAAUGGUGGGACGUUAUCCGCCAGGCAGCCGGUAAGGUGACCAACGAGGCACCGUCCAGCGUACCUACCAGCCCCGUCUCCGGAGAUACCAGCCCUCAGAAUAUGUUCCCUGAAGAGAAGACGCAACCCGCUCCUAUCCAAACCCAGGGUCUAGAGAAGACUGGUACUAACGUCACCGACCACGCUAGUGCGCCAGGCUCCGCUGUGCCAGGAAGUGCGACUACGGCGCCCUCUAGUGCUGUCCCAGGCGAGCCAGGAAAAUACUAG
Messenger RNA from Alternaria postmessia, 1464 nucleotides. RefSeq lists its product as uncharacterized. The coding region runs from base 1 to 1464 and encodes 487 amino acids. The record is from RefSeq and is a predicted model, not a curated record. The transcript has 4 exons. Lineage: Eukaryota; Fungi; Ascomycota; Dothideomycetes; Pleosporales; Pleosporaceae.